GAGAAUGCAGAUGGCAAAUAUAUUUCCCCAUUUCAUGACAUUCCACUGUUUGCUGCUUCUAAAGAGGAUAAAGAGAUUCCUGCAAAGAGGUCAAAGACUACUGGAAGUGAGGUCCUGUUUAAUAUGGUUGUAGAAGUGCCUCGUUGGACAAAUGCAAAAAUGGAGAUUGCCACUGAGGAGCCAUUGAAUCCCAUUAAACAAGAUAUAAAGAAAGGAAAGCUUCGAUAUGUGGCAAAUAUCUUUCCUCACAAGGGUUAUAUAUGGAAUUAUGGUGCCCUCCCACAGACUUGGGAAGAUCCAAACCAUAAAGAUAAUGUUACAGGAUGUUGUGGGGAUAAUGAUCCUAUUGAUGUUUGUGAAAUAGGUUCAAAGAUUCGUUCUUCUGGUGAGAUUGUUCAGGUGAAGGUCUUGGGUGUUUUAGCUCUUGUUGAUGAAGGAGAGACAGAUUGGAAGAUAAUUGCUAUCAGUGUGGAUGACCCAGAAGCUCAGAAAAUCCAUGAUAUUGAUGAUGUCAAGAAGCACAAACCAGGUUACCUUGAAGCUACAGUUGACUGGUUCCGAUUAUAUAAAGUCCCUGAUGGCAAACCAGAGAAUCAGUUUGCUUUUAAUGGACAAUUUAAAGACAAGGAUUUUGCUGUUGAAAUUAUUAAAUCUACCCAUGAAUACUGGAAAGCUUUGCUUCAUAAAAAAGCUGAUGGAGGUGCUAUCAAGUGCACUAAUGUUCUGGUGAGUGGCAGCCCAUUUUGUUGCAGUGAGGAGGAUGCCCGGUUGAUUGUGCAGUCGGCACCAUUGUGUGUAAAUGGAGAUUCUGUUUCCCCAGGAGUGGAUUCCUGGCACUUUUUUCCCAAGUGAUCGUCAGUGUUCUGAAAUGGCAUCAUCAAAUCUUAAAGUCAUCCCUUUCUGAAGACAGACAAGCAGUAAUUGUUGGGUUCCCGUUGAAACAACUUUUCAACUUGUGUAAACCUUCUCUCAUGUAAAUAAAACCUGACAUUAU
Chaetura pelagica (chimney swift) is the source of this 994-nucleotide messenger RNA. RefSeq names its product pyrophosphatase (inorganic) 2 (gene PPA2). The coding region runs from base 124 to 852 and encodes 242 amino acids. The transcript has 11 exons. Gene Ontology annotation, cellular component: cytoplasm; extracellular exosome. Lineage: Eukaryota; Metazoa; Chordata; Aves; Apodiformes; Apodidae. Gene Ontology annotation, molecular function: inorganic diphosphate phosphatase activity; magnesium ion binding. The record is from RefSeq and is a predicted model, not a curated record. Gene Ontology annotation, biological process: phosphate-containing compound metabolic process.